Salvelinus namaycush (lake trout) is the source of this 1038-nucleotide messenger RNA. Its product is annotated as dynein heavy chain-like. NCBI's taxonomy places the organism in Eukaryota, Metazoa, Chordata, Actinopteri, Salmoniformes, Salmonidae. The transcript is spliced from 2 exons. The record is from RefSeq and is a predicted model, not a curated record. The annotation marks the transcript as partial.
AUGGGGUAUGUUCACAAAUUAACUAAGCCUGUUUUUGUUGUUGUUGUUGCCCACAUAACCUAUAACAUCCACUACAUAACCUAUAACAUCCACUACAUAACCUAUAACAUCCACUACAUAACCUAUAACAUCCACUACAUAACCUAUAACAUCCACUACAUAACCUAUAACAUCCACUACAUAACCUAUAACAUCCACUACAUAACCUAUAACAUCCACUACAUAACCUAUAACAUCCACUACAUAACCUAUAACAUUCACUACAUAACCUAUAACAUCCACUACAUAACCUAUAACAUCCACUACAUAACCUAUAACAUCCACUACAUAACCUAUAACAUCCACUACAUAACCUAUAACAUCCACUACAUAACCUAUAACAUCCACUACAUAACCUAUAACAUCCACUACAUAACCUAUAACAAUCACUACAUAAUCUAUAGCAUCCACUACAUAACCUAUAACAUUCACUACAUAACCUAUAACAUCCACUACAUAACCUAUAACAUUCACUACAUAACCUAUAACAUUCACUACAUAACCUAUAACAUCCACUACAUAACCUAUAACAAUCACUACAUAAUCUAUAGCAUCCACUACAUAACCUAUAACAUUCACUACAUAACCUAUAACAUCCACUACAUAACCUAUAACAUUCACUACAUAACCUAUAACAUUCACUACAUAACCUAUAACAUCCACUACAUAACCUAUAACAUCCACUACAUAACCUAUAACAUCCACUACAUAACCUAUAACAUCCACUACAUAACCUAUAACAUUCACUACAUAACCUAUAACAUCCACUACAUAACCUAUAACAUUCACUACAUAACCUAUAACAUCCACUACAUAACCUAUAACAUCCACUACAUAACCUAUAACAUCCACUACAUAACCUAUAACAUUCACUACAUAACCUAUAACAUCCACUACAUAACCUAUAACAUUCACUACAUAACCUAUAACAUUCACUACAUAACCUAUAACAUCCACUACAUAACCUAUAACAUUCACUACAUAACCUAUACCCCUCGA